AUUACAUGUCACAACAUAUGACAAGCUACAUUCAAAGUUUGAGUGUAAUCUUCAGCUUAUCAUAUGCUUUCACAACAUUACAAUUCAACACACUCAAUAGAGAAACACACAUAAACUCAAUACAUUUAAUCAAAAAUAAUACAAAAUAACUGGCCACAUACACUAAUCCAAAACCGCCAUGAAACAUUCCUAACCCAACCCAAUUAUUAUUUGAUUUAACAAACGCCAAAAAAAAAUUUAGACAAGUUACACGCAAUGACAUGAAAAUCUACACAGGAAAAUGAGUACAACAGGAAACAACCUAUCAAGUAAAGGAGAAGGUGGCAUGGACUCCAAUCAUUCAUCCGUCAACUCGUUCGAGUCAGCCCUUGACUCAACUUUGCAACCAACGGAAUCAGCAAGUCGACCUCCAAGACUCGCCGAGUCACCUCGAGUCAACUCGUUCGAGUCAGCCCUUGACUCAAUCUUGCAACCAACUAAGUCAGCGAGUCAACACGAGUCACAAACUUCGAGACUCGCCGAAUCACCUCGAGUCAAUUCGUUUGAGUCAGCAAUCAACUCUUCUUUGCAACCAACUCAAUCAGCAAUUCGGACUCCAAGACUCGCCGAGUCAUCGCGAGUCAAUUCGUUCGAGUCAGCACUUGACUCGCCUCUGCAACCGACCGAGUCAGCGAGUCAACACGAGUCACAGACUCGGCGACUCUCUGAGUCACUCAGAGUCAUCUACGAGCAGUUUGGCGGUUUCAUGAAGUGGAUAAGAGGCGUACAGAACGGCGAGAGUCUACCUUAUAACUAUCAAAGAGCUCUAGAAGAAAGCAUCAACAUGGAAAUAAAAGAGCUGGAAUUUCUGUACAACGAAAUGAGAGCAACACUCAACAAUGUGGAAUGUCUAAGAAGCCAAAGAAAAGCUAUCAGAAAGGAAAUGAACUCAGUUGAAAAGCUCAUCAGAAAAAUCGAAUAUGAAGAAACCCAAGAACUGGAGAAAGCAGUGAUAGCCCAUGACAAGGACAUGUUUUCCAAAUGGGAAAGCGUGAAAACAUCCACUGACCUAACAGCGAUUGAAAAUUUAUUGGAAGAAGCUGAAGGAAAACAUCAAGCCAUGACAAACCUCCAGCAGUUAUUGACUCGCAAACUGAACGACCUCACUCUCCUACCUCCCCCCUCUACUCCUCCCUCGACCACCACCGUCACUCAACCGGGUCCCAACCGCUUGGCCGACUCGCGAAUCGCCAAACCGCGGCUCAUGCGAAAACUGGACGCGCGAAAAUCGCGACUGAGACUGACGCGUUUGCGUGGCGGCAACACGGAUGACGUCAUCACGAUACGUGAUUCGCUGGAGGCCGUCGACCAAUCAGAGACGAGCGCUGACAUCAGGAUGGCACUGAAUACAUUGUUUGGCGCCAGGGCUACCAACAGCACCAAUAAUGCCAGUGGUACCAACAGUACUAACAAAACGAACACACCUGAUCUACAGUCCAGCGAUAUACACCUAGUUUUGACGCCGAUUUUGAACGAUUUUUCAACAGGAAAUGGAGGAAAAUUAUAGAUUUUAAAUGAUUUUUCAACAGGAAAUAAUACCAUUAGUACCAACAGUAAUACAGGAGCUAACAAAACGAACACACCUGAUCUACAGUCGAGUGAUAUACAUCUGGUUUUGAUGCCGAUUUUGAAUGAUUUUUCAACAGGAAAUGAACGAAAAUAAUAGAUUUUUCAUCAGAAAAUGAUGCAAAAUCAUAGGGGUAACAUGGAACAUCAAUAGUACCAAUAAUACAUUUUUGGUACCAACAGUAAUACAGGAGCUAACAGAACGAACACACCUUAUAUCCAGUCCAGAGAUAUACACCUGGUUUUGACACCGUUUUUGGAUGAUGUUUCAUCAGGAAAUGAUUCAAAACCAAAGGGUUUACAUGGAACAUAAUGUACACUACAUAAUAAAAUGCUUUGAAAUCUUCUUCUACCAAUGUUCAUCGUAGCUCUACUAUAUAUUUGAGUAGAAUAUGUUUGGGGCCCAUUUAAUAAAUAGCCAAUAGCCUUAGCCAAUAGUUGAAUAUAAUAAUUUGGAGUUUUAACGUGGCUUGAGACACCUAAAUAAAUCUUUAAAAAACAAAAUUUUAGUGAUAUUAAUAAUAAUCUAUUAGCUUGUCUUGUUAUUUUUUAUAAAAUAAAAUGUAGAAGUCAUUCUAUUCA
This is a messenger RNA of Nilaparvata lugens (brown planthopper), 2187 nucleotides long. RefSeq lists its product as uncharacterized. The transcript has 5 exons. The record is from RefSeq and is a predicted model, not a curated record. Lineage: Eukaryota; Metazoa; Arthropoda; Insecta; Hemiptera; Delphacidae. Bases 281 to 1546 code for a protein of 421 amino acids.